AUGUCCUGCUCCAGCCUGUGUGUCCCUUCCUGUGGGGUGGUUGCCCCAGCUCCCCUGGCAGGCACCAUCAAUGAGCCCUGUGUCCGGCAGUGCCCUGACUCCAUGGUCGUGAUCCAGCCCCCGCCAGUGGUGGUCACCAUGCCCGGGGUCAUCCUCAGCUCCUUCCCACAGGACACUGUCGUUGGCUCAGUAGGAGCCCCGGGUGUUGGAGGUGGCUUUGGUGGCACCUUUGGAGGUCGUGGUGGUUUUGGAAGCCUUGGGGGCUAUGGAGGCUUUGGGGUUUCUGGGGGCUACGGAGCCUCUGGGAUCUGCAGACCUGGUGGCUGGGCCCGAGGCCACAGGUACCUCAAUGGCAACUGUGGGCCCUGCUAA
This is a messenger RNA of Antrostomus carolinensis (chuck-will's-widow), 372 nucleotides long. RefSeq names its product claw keratin. The transcript has a single exon. Bases 1 to 372 code for a protein of 123 amino acids. The record is from RefSeq and is a predicted model, not a curated record. Gene Ontology annotation, molecular function: structural constituent of cytoskeleton. Lineage: Eukaryota; Metazoa; Chordata; Aves; Caprimulgiformes; Caprimulgidae. Gene Ontology annotation, cellular component: intermediate filament.